Anolis sagrei ordinatus is the source of this 1592-nucleotide messenger RNA. The record is from RefSeq and is a predicted model, not a curated record. Lineage: Eukaryota; Metazoa; Chordata; Lepidosauria; Squamata; Anolidae.
CCGGGCUAAAGCCAAGAGCAACAGAUGGGGGAUACCUGAGACAGGCAGGUAUCACCUUCUCGGAUGGAGGAACAUCUCUGUAUACAUUGCAUUUGUUGAUGCCUCCUUAGUGUAGCCCUGCUGAAUGAUAGGAAGGCCAAGCUGCUUCUGCCCUCCAUGGAAGGCCAAAGGAGAAAAAGAUAGGGAAUGAUUCAGGACAGGACAGGACAGUGGACAUCUGUCUUUGGGAGCAGGUGGAAGGCCAAGAUUGCCAUGCUUGCAGAGAGCCCUGAGUUGGGAGAAGGGCCUGGCCUUGUUCCAGUUCAGCGUACAGAAGAAUUCUUUGGAGGAGCCAUGCAGAAGGAACCGGGGGACGAGGAGUGGGAUUCAGGCGCACAACAAGGUUUCAGACAAUUCUCCUAUAAUGAGGCUGCAGGACCCCGAGAGGUGUGCAGCCGCCUCCACUCUCUCUGCCGCCUGUGGCUGAAGCCCGAGCGACACUCCAAGGCGGAGAUGCUGGACCUGGUGAUCCUGGAGAAGUUCUUGGCCGUCCUUCCUGCGGAGAUGGAGCGCUGGGUGAGGGAAUGUGGGGCAGAGACCAGUUCCCAGGCCGUGGCCUUGGCGGAAGGAUUCCUCCUGAGUCGGGCCCAAGAGGAGAGAAAGCAGGAGAAACCCCAGAACAUGUUUGAGAAAGAGACAGUCGAGGUAAAGAACGAAUGGGCUGUGCAAGAUGGUAACAGAGCAUCCAUCUCAGUGGAAGCUGGCCACUUGGGGUGCCUCUGGUGUCACUGUGAGAGGAUCCACCAUUAUGCAUGUGGCAGGGCUCACACUGCAUUGCAACAACAGCCAUAGGAUCUCCGUCUUUGCUGGAUUCACCCUCAACCUGCUGGCACGCAGCCAUCCAGUCACGGCCUCGGGGCACUGAUGGAAACAAUCGGGUACAGAGUCCGGUCGGCCUUCCAUCUUCAGCACCAGCUGAGUGUCAUCAGCGUACUGGUAACACUCAAGCCCAAAACCUCGAACCAGCUGAGCAAGUGGUCGCAUAUAGAUGUUAAACAACAGAGGGGAGAGAAUGCCCCCCUGAGGAACCCCACAAGAUAGAGGGGACCUCUCAGAGACCAAGCCUCCCCUCUCCACUCGCUGUCCACGGUUGUGAAGAAAGAAGGACAGCCAAUUUAAAGAUGUCCCCCUGACUCCAUCAACAGCAAGGCGAUGGGUCAAAAGAUUGUGGUCGACUGUGCCAAAUGCUACUGUGAGAUCAAAUAACACAAGCAGCGCCGAUCCGCCCUGGUCAAGCUGGCAUCGAAGGCGAUCCGUGAUGGAGACCAGCACAGUCUCUGUCCCAUGUCCUGCACGGAAGCCGGACUGGAAGGGAUCUAGUCCGGCUGUGUCGUCUAAGAAUUGCUGCAACUGCUCUGCUGCUGCCCUCUCAAUCACCUACAAUCAAAGAGCAUUCUGAACGCUACCAAUGAUAGAAUUGGGCCAAACUUCCCACACAGAACUCCCAUGACCACAGAAAAUACUGUGUAUUUGGCGACCCUUCUGACACCCCUUCACAACUCCCCCAGGGGCCCCAACUCUCAGGUUGAGAAACACUUUAGACUUCAGCAAAU